Ambispora gerdemannii is the source of this 884-nucleotide messenger RNA. The record is from the annotation of a GenBank genome assembly. Lineage: Eukaryota; Fungi; Glomeromycota; Glomeromycetes; Archaeosporales; Ambisporaceae.
CUCUCAAAGAUUCCAUACGUGCAGUAUACCAAACACCAGCACUUGGAAAUGAUGGAGCGGUGUUCAACGUUGUAUGCGACAGCGGGAAAUACUCACCUCGAAACGACCAAGCUUUGCGUGAAAUGCUCCGGUUGCUGGUAUCAAAGAAUAACCUCAAGUUUACCGUGUUCAGAGACUCCCUAAAAGCCUUUUCAGAUUGGUCAUUCCCAAAGGUGUGUCAACUUUACGGACUUUGUGAAUCAGACGAUCUUUCAUUAUCAGUAUUCCCACCUUUUAUUUGCGAGUGUAAAGAGCUGAAAGAUGAUUCUUCCCGGGUAAUACUUCGAAAUCUUAUUACCGAACUGGAGGCCCGUCUCAAGUCUAUUCCAAUCAGUGGGAACGAAGCAUCGAAAUCACAUUUGAGCUCCGACCAGAAAAAAAAUAUCACAGGACCCAACGGACACGGUCCAGUCGAUUUCGCAAUAGACCUGCUCCGAACCGCAAAAACGGUUGACGUGACAGAAAUAAAGAACGAAGAUUUUUACAAGGGUAUUGCUCAGAAUGCCGUUCAGCUCGAGUCCGCUUUGUCAAACUGUAAACGUAAGGCGAGCGAGAUGGAGGAAGAUAGUGUGUUCGUGGGUAAGGUAUUUGGAAUUGUCACAGAUGCGGAAAAGUGGUAUUUUAUGGAAUGUUCACUCGAUGAUCAAGACAGGCUAAGAUUCAAACUAUCGGAGCCGGUGGUCGUUGUAUAUAAGGACGAGAAUGUGGAAAACAUGGUUAGGAAAAUUCUCGGGCAUAUUGCAUGGUUGUUGGAGGAGGUACAAAAGCCGGAUUCAGAUUCACGUGAAGAGAGGGUAAUAAAGAAGCAUAGGUCAUCGAGUAAUCUUGCAGAAAAGUCGGGUUAG